AUGCCUGUUGCGGCUGCGGCGUAUUCGUACAUCAACGCCCGGAUAUCGCUGUGGUACGAUAGACACCUGCUUAGCUGCGCCCUUCCCGCGACCCUUUCUGCGCUCUGGCGCGAGCGAACCGACCGAUUGAACCAAUUCUACAUUCUCGAGCGAGCCGCCCAGAGCAAGUCCUCAGCGAACCGCACUUUUAUCAUAUUCGAGGGCAAAUCGUAUACCUAUGCCGAGACUUAUGAACAAGUUCUGAAGCAUGGCACCUGGUUGAGAGACCGCUUUGGCGUGAAGCCCAAGGACAUCGUCGCCAUCAACUUCCAAAAUUCGGACACCUUCAUCUUCCUCUGGCUGGGCCUUUGGUCAAUUGGCGCCAAGCCCGCAUUUAUCAACUACAACCUAACGGGCAAGCCGCUCGCGCAUUGUGUCAAGGCUGCCACGACAUCGUUGAUGCUCAUUGACCCUCACGUUCUUCACAAUGUUGGAGACGACGUCCGCAGUGAGCUGCCUUCGGUGAACUUCGUCGUGGUCGACGCAGAGCUCCAGCAGGAGAUUGCGGCUACCAAACCACGACGCGCCCCCGAUUCCGAUCGAUCCGAAGACCAAUACCAGAACUUGGCUAUUCUCAUUUACACGUCUGGCACGACGGGCAUGCCCAAGCCGGCCAUUGUCUCGUGGGCGAAGUGCAUCGUUGGCGGUGUCUUCACAUCAAGAUUCACCAGUAAUGGGCCAAAUGACGUCUUCUACACGUCCAUGCCCUUGUACCACAGUUCCGCUGCCCUGUUGGGUUUCGGCAAUACCCUCGAAGCCAAUGGCACGAUCUGCAUCGGAAGAAAGUUUUCCACCAAGCUGUUUUGGGAAGAUGUUCGUGCAUCCAAGGCCACCAUCAUCCAAUAUGUUGGCGAAACUUGUCGGUACCUGCUCGCUGCGCCGCCUCAGAUUGAUCCGGCCACAGGCGAGAACCUCGACAAAAAGCAUCACGUGCGAGCAGCUUUCGGCAACGGCCUGCGACCGGAUGUCUGGAACAGGUUCAAGGACAGAUUUGGAAUUGACACGGUCGCUGAGUUCUAUGCUGCCACCGAGGGUUCAUUCGGAACAUGGAACCUCAGUCGCAAUGAUUUCGCAAAGGGUGCUGUUGGCAGAAAUGGUACUCUCUAUAGUCUCGUCAUGGGCAUGGACGUUGCCCUCGCCACCAUGGAUGAGAACAACGAGUUUCCUGUGAGAGACAAGAAGACUGGGUUGUGCAAGCCUGCCAAGGCCGGUGAGCCUGGAGAGCUGAUGUUCAGACUCUCACCCACAGAUCUGGAGCGCCGUUUCCAAGGGUACCACGGUAACCCAGACGCUACCAAGGCGAAGGUUAUGCGCAACGUCUUCUCCAAGGGAGACGCGUGGUUCAGAACGGGCGACGUGGUGCGAUGGGAUAGCGAAGGGCGCCUUUACUUCUCUGACCGCAUUGGAGACACCUUCCGAUGGAAGAGCGAGAAUGUGUCGACGCAAGAGGUUGGCGAAGCUGUCGGCUCUCAUCCUGCCGUGCAAGAGGCGAACGUCUACGGCGUGGAGCUACCCCACCAUGACGGCCGAGCGGGAUGUGCUGCGGUCGUCCUGGAGGGUCAGCCAUCAGAGGAGACGCUGCGCAGCAUCGCGCAGCAUGUGAAGCUGUCACUACCAAAGUACGCGCUCCCGCUGUUCCUGCGAGUCAUGCCGCCCGAGGCCAUGCAGACUACUGGUACCAACAAGCAGCAGAAGCACGGCCUUCGGGCACAGGGAGUGAAACCAGACAUCACAAAUACUGGCAGCAUGUAUUGGUUGAAGAACGACACCUAUGUGCCCUUCUCCGAGCGGGACUGGGACGAGCUCAACGGCGGGCGAGUGAAGUUGUAG
Colletotrichum chrysophilum is the source of this 1869-nucleotide messenger RNA. RefSeq lists its product as uncharacterized. Gene Ontology annotation, molecular function: long-chain fatty acid-CoA ligase activity; long-chain fatty acid transmembrane transporter activity. The record is from RefSeq and is a predicted model, not a curated record. The transcript is spliced from 3 exons. The coding region runs from base 1 to 1869 and encodes 622 amino acids. Lineage: Eukaryota; Fungi; Ascomycota; Sordariomycetes; Glomerellales; Glomerellaceae.